This is a messenger RNA of Fusarium mangiferae, 1089 nucleotides long. RefSeq lists its product as uncharacterized. NCBI's taxonomy places the organism in Eukaryota, Fungi, Ascomycota, Sordariomycetes, Hypocreales, Nectriaceae. The coding region runs from base 1 to 1089 and encodes 362 amino acids. The record is from RefSeq and is a predicted model, not a curated record. The transcript has a single exon.
AUGGCUUCAACUGCAGGCAGAGUGAAUGGUCUCAUGCGAUCGAAUGAGGCACUGCCGCUGACGGUCAACGAGCUUACGAAGCAUUGGUUUACUCAGAUUCUCAACAAGUGUGUUCAAAAUGUUGAGGUCAUCGAGACCGUCCACGGAACGGCUUCCAAGAUAUCGAUCAAGUUGACGUUCGAGAAUGGUAACAGUGACAGCGCCAGUAACGUUUGCGUCAAAGGCGGAUUCAAUACCGACAUUCGAGAGACUUUGCCUUUCCUCUACGCCAUUUACCGACGUGAAGCUGAGUUCUACUACUAUCUUGCCCCAAAGCUCAAGAUCCCUCUCCCGGUGGUAUCAUAUACUGGCACAGAUACUGUGAACGGACAGGGUAUCGUUGUAAUGGCCGAUCUCAAAGCCCAAGGCUACACAUUUGGUAACCCACUUGAGACAUGGCCGGUUGAGAGAGCGAAGAUGAGUGUCGGGCAGCUAGCUAUCCUUCAUGCCAGCACCUGGGGAGAUAAAGGUGACUCAAUUCCCUCAGUGAGCGGAACUGUUACAAUCAGAGAUGCAAUCCUAGGUUUGCUGGCUCCAGAAGAAUGGGAUAAACGUUUUGCUCCAGAUGCGAGACCUCCAGUCCCUAGGUUUAUGGAGGAUAGAGAGCGCAUGACUGCAACAUUCAAGGCUCUUUGGGAAUCAGACUCCAAAAUGAAGUGCCUCGUCCAUGGUGAUGCACACAUUGGAAACACAUUCAUAUCACCCACAGGAGAGCCUGGUUUUCUCGACUGGCAAAUCACCCAUGCUGCAUCGGCCUUGCACGAUGUUGCUUACUUCAUCGGCGGGUCACUGUCAAUUGAAGAUCGCCGCACUCAUGAGAAAGACCUCUUGCAGUCGUACCUCAGCACCCUGAAGCACGCGGGCGGUCCGCAACUUGAGAUCGAGGAUGUUUGGGAAGAAUACCUACGACAAACCUUUCACGGCUUUGCGUGGGCCCUUGCUGGGCCACUGAUGCAGAGCCGCGAGAUUGUUGAUGCCAUGGUGGAACGACACUGCGCGGCGAUUGUCGAUCACAAGAGUAUAGAAUUACUUGAGGGCCAGUCAGUGUGA